This is a messenger RNA of Staurois parvus, 474 nucleotides long. NCBI's taxonomy places the organism in Eukaryota, Metazoa, Chordata, Amphibia, Anura, Ranidae. The record is from the annotation of a GenBank genome assembly.
AUGGGCCCCUGUACCGCCUCCUCAUGCUGCUGCCAGGCCCGUAAUCUGCCAUGGGCCCCCGUACCGCCUCCUCAUGCUGCUGCCAGGCCCGUAAUCUGCCAUGGGCCCCCGUACCGCCUCCUCAUGCUGCUGCCAGGUCCAGAGUGUCUCAUGGGUCCCUGUACGGCCUCCCAUUGCUGCUGUCUCCAUCGCCACACUCUGCCAUGUGCCACUUUCAGGUCUCCUCACACUGCUGGUGGGUUCCAUUUUGUCAUAGGGUGCUGUAUGGCCUCCCAUUGCUGCUGCCUCCACCGCCACACUGUGGCUCCACACUCUGGUUUUGGCCCCGUGACUGCCCAAAUGAGUAAAGUGUGCGGUGAUUCUAAGAUCGACGGCACUCAUCUGCAUGUCAUACUGACUGACAGUAUUAUUUCUCUUCCCCAGCAGACUCCAAGGGCAUUUAAAUUAAAGGUACAGUGUUCUGCACUAAUAUAA